Molecule: messenger RNA, 1890 nt
Organism: Arachis ipaensis
Lineage: Eukaryota; Viridiplantae; Streptophyta; Magnoliopsida; Fabales; Fabaceae
Product: ethanolamine-phosphate cytidylyltransferase
Biological process (GO): phosphatidylethanolamine biosynthetic process
Cellular component (GO): cytoplasm
Molecular function (GO): ethanolamine-phosphate cytidylyltransferase activity
Source: RefSeq, a predicted model, not a curated record
CAGACAAAGCUUCGUUGUUGCCAAAACUUAGAGGAGGUUUCUUCCAUACGAAUCCAAAGGGAGAGAACAGAGAGAAGAAAAAAAAAAAGAAAAAAGGAAAAGAGAAAAAACAAGGAAAGAGGAGACACAGACACAAAGGUAACGCAAAAAGGAACAAACAAACACAACAGGUCUGUGCCUCCUCUUACAUCACAGAAACAUCUUGUUUCUGAUAAGAAAACAAAACAAAACAAAACCAAAAAAGAAAGAAAGAAGACCAUAUGGAUUAUGACAGUAAUAGUUGGAUUUGGGAGGGGGUAUACAACCACCCACAUGUGUUGGGUGGUCUAAUGGUUACAGCAGCCUUGCUGGGACUGUCGACGAGCUACUUUGGGGGGAUGACCCACUCCUGGUCUAAUUUGGGGAUUUUCCCUAAGAAGAGAUCCGGUAAGAGGCGUGUUCGGGUUUACAUGGAUGGUUGUUUUGAUCUGAUGCACUAUGGCCAUGCCAAUGCACUCAGACAGGCAAAAGCUCUAGGAGAUGAAUUGGUUGUGGGUCUGGUGAGUGAUGAGGAGAUCCUCGCCAAUAAAGGCCCGCCUGUUUUGUCUAUGGAGGAGAGGCUGACCCUUGUUAGUGGAUUGAAAUGGGUGGACGAAGUCAUAACCGAUGCUCCUUAUGCAAUUACUGAGGAAUUCUUGAAUCGUCUUUUCUAUGAAUACAACAUUGACUAUGUCAUACAUGGCGAUGACCCUUGCCUGCUUCCAGAUGGAACAGAUGCUUAUGCUGCAGCAAAGAAAGCUGGCCGAUACAAGCAAAUUAAACGUACUGAAGGAGUUUCCAGUACAGAUAUUGUUGGAAGAAUUAUGUCUUCGUUAAAAGAUCAAAAAGCUCGCGAAGAUCUUAAUGGUACUGAUGCAAAACCUCAAGAAGAAAGCAAGCCAAAGGUUUCCCACUUGUCCCAAUUCCUACCAACUUCCCGACGUAUUGUACAGUUUUCAAAUGGCAAGGGGCCUGGACCUGAUGCUCGUAUUGUAUACAUUGAUGGGGCAUUUGAUCUCUUCCAUGCUGGGCACGUUGAGAUACUUAAGAAGGCUAGGCAGCUCGGAGAUUUUCUUCUUGUUGGUAUCCACUCAGACGAGACUGUGAGCUCACAACGAGGGAAUCACUAUCCAAUUAUGCACCUACACGAGCGUAGCCUUAGUGUGCUGGCUUGCGGUUAUGUUGAUGAAGUCAUUAUUGGCGCACCAUGGGAAAUUACAAAGGACAUGAUAACAACUUUCAAUAUCUCGGCGGUUGUGCACGGGACUGUUGCUGAGAAAUCAUUAUAUAGUGAAAGAGAUCCAUAUGAGGUCCCAAAGAGCAUGGGAAUAUUCCACUUGCUUGAAAGCCCUAAAGAUAUCACUACUACCUCAGUAGCCCAGCGUAUUUUGGCUAACCAUGAAGCCUAUGUGAAACGCAAUGCUAAAAAGGCUCAGAGCGAAAAGAGAUACUAUGAAGAAAAGACUUAUGUGACUGGAGAUUAGCAUAUAUAUAUAGAAUCAUAGAGAUGCUGGAUAGAGAAGAAUAUCUACAUAUACUUUCUUAAGGAAGAAGAGUACAGAGUAUGACAUAGAAGAACAAUAUUUUCGGCCGUAACUUAGGAAUUACAUCAUGACCUUUCCAUUUAUAUUGUCGUCUGAAAGGCUCCCUUAUGAUUGACCUGCCAGUUUUUUGGCAUUUAAUUUUGCUGUGAUUCUGGUUUUACCAGAGAUGUACCUGUAAAAUUGAAUUAUAAGCUCCAAACCUAAAAGAAAAAACUCCAACCAAGCCCUUUGGAUUGUUUGAUUUGGAUUUGUGGAAAACCAUUUAAUUCAUUCUUAGAAGGAUUUUCUUUUUGUAAUAAAAAUUGAAAGGACCUCCUCCUUCUUUGCA